Cydia splendana is the source of this 639-nucleotide messenger RNA. Its product is annotated as gamma-glutamylcyclotransferase-like. Gene Ontology annotation, molecular function: gamma-glutamylcyclotransferase activity. The record is from RefSeq and is a predicted model, not a curated record. The transcript has 4 exons. Bases 41 to 619 code for a protein of 192 amino acids. NCBI's taxonomy places the organism in Eukaryota, Metazoa, Arthropoda, Insecta, Lepidoptera, Tortricidae.
AACGUGACAUACCUAUGCCAUAAUUUUAAUUCAUAUUCAGAUGUGUCAGGCUACAGGAAUGGAGGUGUUUUUCUAUUUUGCCUAUGGCAGCAACCUGCUUAGUAAUAGGAUUCACAUUAAGAAUCCUUCGGCCGUGUAUUAUGGUCCCGCCAAAUUGCCGGACUUCAGACUGGAUUUCGGCAUGCAGAUGCAGUCGUGGAGCGGAGCCGUGUCGACCAUUGUGCCGGACACAAACGCCACUGUAUGGGGCAAUCUCUGGUUGAUAGAUAUUGACAAAAUGAAAUAUCUAGACAAGCAAGAAGGUGUGGACCGCAAGUACUACUUUGCUAAGAACGUGACGGUGUCGAGAGGUGACGGAUAUGAGAUAGUAGCCCGCACCUACAUCCUAACCCACAACCCUGCGAAGCUAAGCCCAGGGCAAGUUCUCCCCGAAAUCAGGCGCCCGUCUGAUACAUAUAUGAAGGUAAUCAUUCUCGGUGCGGUUGAAAGCGGACUACCUGCUCGCUAUGUGAAUUAUCUGAAAACUUUUCCAACAAACAAUAAAAAGGCACCAAAGGACAUGCUUAAGACUCUUGGAACGGUGACACUAGUAAAUAAAAAGGUCUACAAAUUCGACUAAUAUACAAAAUAAUUAUUUAA